Molecule: messenger RNA, 7485 nt
Organism: Scatophagus argus
Lineage: Eukaryota; Metazoa; Chordata; Actinopteri; Scatophagidae
Gene: cilp2
Product: cartilage intermediate layer protein 2
Exons: 10
Coding region: 167-3919 (1250 amino acids)
Source: RefSeq, a predicted model, not a curated record
GCAGCGCUGAGGCUCCUGCUUGACCGGCAGCAGCAUCACUCACACCUGACAAACUGAAGCAGCUACUCUGCAACCCGAAGAAUAAACUUUUUCACCCCCUUAAAUUUAUGUCUGUAAAGGAAAAAAAACCACAACGACAAUCCUGAGUAACUGAAGGUGUGGGACCAUGUUGGAAUUAAAUAAGGUGGCACUGCUGCUGUCCUUCCUGGCUUCGCUGGCUCUGGGCCAAGGAUCUCUGAGGACCAGAAGUCAGUCAGACAGGAGUAAGAGAGUGGCCUUCAACAUGUUCGCUGACACACAGACAACAGGCGUGACAGAGUGGACGUCUUGGUUCAACAUCGACCAUCCUGGAGGGAAUGGAGACUACGAGCGCCUGGAGGCAAUCCGUUUCUAUUACAGAGAGAGAGUUUGUGCACGGCCCAUGGCUAUGGAGGCUCGCACUACAGACUGGGUGGCUGCGGCAGACACUGGGGAAGUGGUCCACUCCAGUCUGGAAAAGGGCUUCUGGUGCAUCAACAAGGAACAGCCCCAUGGACGUGUCUGCUCCAACUACCACGUCCGCUUUCAGUGUCCCCCAGUGCAGAGCUACUGGACUGAGUGGAGUGAGUGGGGUCCCUGUUCAACCAUGGUGUGUGAUGACGUAGGCAUCCAGGUGCGACAGAGGAAAUGUGUGAACACCCAGCCCAUGCCUCUCCUGUUGGUGCCAGCGUGCCAGGGGCACCAUUCAGAAAGGAGGGAGUGUUCCACCCCUCCGUGUACAGCUGAGUGGAGUCCAUGGGGCCGGUGGGGCUCAUGUUCAGUGACUUGUGGUGGAGGUCGCAGGAUCAGGAGGAGAACCUGUGUGAGGACAUCAGUUACAAUUCAGUGUACUGGACGACCUAUUGAAAUUCAGAAGUGUGGGAAGGGUCCAUGCCCAGCUAAAUGCCGGCAUGUGUGCACAGAGGGUCUUCCCAGUGAGGAUUGCAGUCGGUGUGUGUGUGACAGCCACAUGCUGCAUGGAGAAGUUCACAGUGUGACUGGCGUCCCUGUGGCAGGAGCCCGGGUGGCACUGGCCAGCCAGCCCAAGGUAAUCCGUGCUCAUACAGAUGCCAAAGGUCAGUUCAGGCUCCCAGGAGUCUGCUCCUCCAGCUCUACUUUGAUCUCCAUCAGAAAGGAGAAGUUUGCCCCGAUCUCUGUCUCUACCACCAGCAACACCACAGGGCUGUCCUGGGUACACGCUGUCCUCAAAACAGCUGAAAAGCCGUACAUUGUGAAGCACCCAGAGGACAAAGUGCGUUACGAGGGAGGACGGGUUGUGUUGUGCUGCAAGGCAACGGGAUCACCAGCACCUGACAAAUACUACUGGUACCACAAUGGGACUCUGCUGGACAGGAUGGUGUACAAGUACGAAGAGGACCUUGUUCUGCGAGACCUGAAGCCUGAGCAGUCAGGGCAGUACUACUGCAAAACCAGUAGCCCUACAGGCAGCAUCAAGUCCUCUGCAUCCUUCCUCACUGUGAUUGCAAAAGGUACACCAGCAUGUAAUUCCACCCCUGAGACGCACCUCAUCAGACUGCCAGUGGACUGUGUUCAACCUGGGACUGACUCCAAGUACUACAAUGCUGGCCGCUGCCCUCACAACAAAUGUGCUGGCUCUUUAGACUUUGAUAUGCGCUGCAGAGAUGGAACUGCAUUCUGCUGUGGGGUUCAAAAUAUGGAAAGUCGCAUGAUUGACUGUGGGAGCUACAGCCUCCCUAUCCGGGCUGUGACGCAGUGCAGCUGUCAGAAGUGUGUGCAGCCAACGGUGCUGGUUCGUGGUAGAGUGGUUACAGCUGACAAUAAUGAGCCUUUGCGUUUUGGUCACAUCUACAUUGGUAAAGAGAGAGUAGGCACCACUGGAUACCAAGGAAGUUUCACAUUACAAAUUACUCCUGAUACACAGAGAUUAGUGGUAAAUUUUGUUGACCCCACUGAGAAAUUUCUUGACACUCCUAAGGUGUUCAUCUUUGAUAAGAAAGGUGGGUCCAUCUACCAUGAUGUAAAGGUGAUGAGAAAGCAGACUCCAAUUGAUAUCAAUGCAGGAGAAACCAACUCUAUUAACCUUGGGGAAAUAAAAGGUGAAGACCCCAUUGGCCAAUUGGUUAUUCCUCCCAACUCCUUCCACAAGGACAAUGGAGAAAUAUAUGAGGGCACCGUGAAAGCCAGCGUAACAUUCAUCGACCCAAGAAAUAUCACCACAGCAGCUGCGGCCCCUGGUGAUCUCAACUUUGUGGAUGAUGAGGGUGACAUGCUCCCUUUGAGGACCUAUGGUAUGUUCUCUGUGGACUUCAGAGAUGAGACCAACAAGGAGGUACUUGGAGCUGGAGCUGUUCAAGUCCUUCUUGACACACAACAUGUCAAAAUGCAAGAGCACAUUCCCAAAAUGAAACUGUGGUCUUUAAAUCCAGACACAGGAGUCUGGGAAGAGGAAAGUGACUUCACAUACACUGCAACAACUACUGGCGGUCAUGGGCGGAGCAAACGAGAGGAGCGCACAUUCCUCAUAGGCAACAUGGAAAUCAGAGAACGUCGGCUCUUCAAUUUAGACGUGCCUGAAAACAGACGCUGCUAUGUCAAAGUCCGUGCCUACAUGAGUGACAAGUUCCUGCCUAGUGAACAGCUGGAGGGUGUUGUGAUCAGCUUGAUAAACUUGGAGCCCAAACCUGGUUAUUCUUCUAAUCCUAGGGCAUGGGGACGCUUUGACAGUGUCAUUACUGGACCCAACGGGGCCUGUUUACCAGCUUUCUGUGAUGCUCAAAGGCCUGAUGCUUACACAGCUUAUGUCACAGCAAUGAUGGGUGGAGAAGAACUGGAGGCAGCUCCCUCCUCCCCCAAGAUGAAUCCAAACAUCAUUGGAGUAUCUCAGCCAUACCUGGAUAAAAUAGACUACCAGCGCUCAGACCACGAGGAUCCAGCUCUGAAGAAAACAGCUUUCAGAAUCAACUUGGCAAAGCCAAACCAAAAUAAUCUUGACGAGACCAAUGGGCCAAUAUACCCCUAUCAGAAUUUAAUAGCUUGUGAAAAUGCCCCUGUUGAUGCAAAUCAUUUCAGAUUCUUCAGAGUGGAAAAGGACAAGUACGAAUACAAUGUUGUUCCUUUUGAGGAAAAUGAUUUGACAACCUGGACGGGAGACUACCUCUCCUGGUGGCCUAACCCUCAGGAGUUCAGAGCGUGCUUCAUUAAGGUGAAGAUCCAUGGACAAAAGGAAGUGAUGGUGAGGUCAAGGAAUCUAGGAGGAACACAUCGAGACACAAAAGGGAAACUUUAUGGCAUUAGAGACAUUCGCAGCACCAGGGACAUGCGAGAGGCCAAUGCCUCAGCAGCCUGUGUAGAGUUCAAAUGCAGCGGCAUGUUGUUUGAUCAAGCUGAGGUAGACAGAUCCCUUAUAUCAGUACUUCCUCAAGGGAACUGUCGCAGGAUUGGCACCAACAGUCUCCUACAUGAGUAUCUCAUCAAGCAUCCACCAGUGGCUCAAAAUAAUGAGUCCCAUGCAUUCACUAUGCUAGCACCUGUUGAUCCUUUGGGACACAAUUAUGGCAUCUACACAGUCACAGACCAGAAUCCCAGGGUGGCCAAGGAGAUUGCUAUAGGCCGCUGCUUUGAUGGCACCUCAGAUGGUUUCUCCAGGGAGAUGAAGUCAGACUCUGGAGUGGCGCUGACCUUCAGCUGUCCAGAGAGGAAAAUCAGCAGAGAGAGCCUUUUCCAACGCCUGCAGACCAACCCAGGUCAGACUCUAUCUCAGAUGGCAAGGGACAUGAGGGAGUCAGAGGGUCUGCAGGUGCAGAGAUCAUCCACCCAGAUGGUGACGUAUCCUUCUGAACAGCGGGUCAGGACCCAGAGUCGCAGAGUCAGCUCUACAACCAGGAGGCGAGUGUCCAUGCGCACACAGCAACGCCAAUAGACAUGUCAAGAGGUCUUCAGUCAAGACUGACAUGAUGGCAUCAAGUCAAGGGAGUAAAAACUGCCCAUCUGUUGAUGAGUAUAAAUUCCCUCCUGACUAUGGAAACCACAAAACCAAGGCAGACAGCAAUUCAGCAAAAUUGAUGAGUGGGAUUAAACAUAUUCAUUAGACUUAUACUUACUUGAAGGGUUUGGUAUAUAAAUUUCUUCUUUCCCUCCUUAAAGACAUGCAUCACUUGUCUAUAUUUAAUGCAGUGACUGGCAUUUACUUAAUUAGCUUUGGUCUCAUGUUAUGUAUGAAUAGAUUAACUUGAUGUUGGAGAAUGUAACUUUUAUAACUUUUGUGGCAUUCCAUUUUCCCCAUGGUGGACAAUUUUGCUGAUGUCACUCAACACUUGAGUUGAAACCAAACCUUCAAAAACUAUAAAUACUACGCCAGGCCACAAACACUUCAUAAUUGGCCAUUUCUUUCCACUGAACUUCUCUUCAAGAUCAGAAAGAAACCAACUUUAGGUCCUUGUUGUCUGCAGCAGACACUGAGCCUUUUUUCUACAAACUGGGAGGCACACUCAAGAGACAUGUUGGGUGCAGUGGGGUGAGGCAUGCUACCCAGGGAACAGAGGAUGUUUUCAAUUAUACUUCUCAGUGUUUUUCAUUAAUGUGCCACAUUUCCAACUGUGAUUCAUUCAAAUGUCCUUCACACCUACUUAGAAUGCGCAAAACCGAAGCCUUUGCCAAGACAAACAGGCAGUCUAAAAUGAAGACAGUUGAUUGACAGAUAUGAGUUAAUCUCCUUUUUGUCAUGUGCACAUUCUAAAUUACCAUCACCAAACAAAAUGUUACUGGAAAACUUUAUAUUCCCAUUGUCAGAAACCAUUACAGAGACUCAUUCAUGAUCUAAAUUGAUUUUGCUUUUAUUGUUGAUUUAUGUGUUUGUCAGCUGCCUUUGUAUCUUGAAGUGCAAUAACUAUAUAACUUAACUUAAACGUUUUUUGAGCUCAGCAUGUAACAAACUAUUACAGGACAUAAACAUGCUGCUGGUGAAUAAAAGCAACAACUCCCUCAGUAUGUGUGACAGUUAGAUAAGGUGUUUGUACAAGAUCUUGCACAGGACUUUUUUUUGUGAUUUUCCACAGAUAGUUUAACUAAUAUGUCAUGUAAUCAUACUUCAAUUCUCUCAACUACGUAGAAUCUAUUAACCUUUUCACACUUUGCUGCAUGACUCUGUUGACUUUAACAACUGCACAUCAGUAAUCUUUUCAACUUCAGAGAGCAAUAUUCUUAGUGGGAGUUAAAACUCUCAGUGGAACCCUCUCCUCAUUAACAACCCUUACUGUGUGAUUCUUACACAUAAGAAUGAAGAUUACGCAGUGACACACAUGAAUUUACUGCCGAAGGUUUCAGAAAUCCUGCAGUUUUUACAAUAUGGGUACACUUAAAGAAUAUAGCUUUAUAGUGACUGAGACAGAUAUAUUUUGGACCUAAAAAUACUAGGCUAUUUUAAUAUAGGUUGGUCAUAGGAAGAAGUUUACCUUGGAGAUUAACACUUGGUUUAUAUAUCUGCAAAAUGGAUGCUUGCAGACCCAAGGGAGAAACUCUUCAAGCUGAACUAAUCCAAAAUCAAAUAAGGGGGACCAUGGAGAGACCAGGAGCAGCUAACAAUUAAAUAUAAUCCUUCUGUUAAUUAAAAAUUAAUUUACAUGUUCUUGUGAGGACUAUUAAAACAGCUCGACCCUGACUUUCACAAACAGCUAAAUAAGUUAAUUUCCAGGAUAUAAAGAAUAAAGUUAAGUAACCAACAGUAUACUGGGCCCAAGGAGAUUAUGGUAAAAACAUAUUUAAAUUAAAUCAUCUAAAUCAAUCAAAAUGACACCCAGCCCACAAUACAGUUAACUCUUGGAAGUGUUUAAGCUAGAUCCAUUUAACUCUCAUUACAUACUUAUUCUUAAUGGGAAACCGAUUUAUUGUUUAAUGUGUGCUAAUAGGUGGAAGUUGUAUGUAUAAAUGAAAAGCAUUUAUUGUAACCCUCCACUUGAAACCCAUGUUGAACAACAGUCUCUUUCCAUUAUGCACCAUGACCAGCGCUCUCCAUAAAAAUGCUUGAAACAGAGUAAUACAGGGUGACAACAUGCAGUACCUUCGGCAUUAUCACUGACCUCUCUAAUCACAGGCCUGUUUGCCAUCCAUGACUGAACAGCUCAGUUCUCGAGAUGAAAACAAACAUCUCCCCACAGCAGAUGUAGCAUCCACCCUGUACGACAGAUGAUGAUUGAAUCCAGGUGUGGGAAGAGAUAAGUCCCAUAAAAAUGCAAUGGUGUGUCAGGUCAGCUAAGGAGGCCCAACAGCUGUAGAGCAACUGGAGGAAAUGUUAGACCAAAGACUUCAAGAGAAAGAGGAAUGAGAUUAUCUCGUGAUGGAUUUAAUAAUUUUGGGGAGCUGUUUGGUAAAUGGAAAAAGCGAAGGGAAAAUAUUAGUGGUCUUUGGCCUCACAGUCAAUCACUUACAGAAUAUCAGGCUUCAAAAGUGGUUGCACAUGGAAGAAUGCAGGUUUUGGGGCGAGAAUGCUUUGACAGGAGAAUUGGCUUAUUCAUGAAGAGACUUUAUCAGGGGAGCUUGAAGGACAAGGUAACAAUAAUAGGCUGAGUAAACCUUUAUAUAAGGCUUUGCAUGGGAAAGUAAGCUGUGCUCUCCAAACAGUUACUUUGCCUUCUGGGGAACUUCAAAGGAGAUUAAAGAAGCUCUGCAAUGUUUGGUUUAAUGAAUUAAGAGAAACUUUUCAAAGUUUUUAGAAUCAAAUAAAAGGAGUUUAAGACUGAAUCCAAAAGGUAAAUUAUAUUGCAAAGAAAAUGUUUCUCUUUCUGCAUCUUAUUGGAAGAGGCAGUAGUAGAAACAACCUUUUAAUUUUACAGGGAUUCAAUGUUAAUAUCACAUAUAGGGCUUAAAGGCGCCUUAUGUGUGUUUACAUGUUCAAAUGAAUAGUUGGACAUUUUGUGAAAUAAGCUUAUUCACUUUCUUGCUGAGUACAUUGUUUUUGUCCACAAAACCUGCAGUGCAGGACUUUUACAUAUAAAUGAAAAUCUGUGCCAUUCAGUCCUUUGCCAAAGAGGUUUACACAAUGCUAAUUAAGCCUAUUAAGCCUUAAACCCCACAGCCAGAUAAAGCACCAGCAGUGAUGCUUUUUACAUCAACCAGCAAAGAUUGAUUUGCUAGGAAGAAGCAACCACAGCGACAGAGUAGCCUACAAACAGGAGCAUGGCAGAGCCAAUGCCUUCAUAAGCAGACAGUGUUUGUGUAAUUACUCUCAUUGCCCAAAGGGGGAAGCAAAAGUUUCACAGUGUAGGUUUAAAUAAGAGGCCAUGGAAAAAUAUUCAGUUACCUUAGCUUAGCACACAAACUGUAAGUAGGAGAAACGAUUAGCCAGUCUCCUGGAAAUCUGCUGAUAGCAUGACAACUUCAUGGUGAUGGCAGGUUAUUUGUCCAUUUUAGCGCAAAAAACACAAGACAUUAAAUAUUUUUACUGAGCUUUAAAGGAGCUGGUGGGCGACGUUGUAUUUACGUUUGCACAAA